GAGAUAGCGUACACCGCGCGCUGCACUGCGUAAGCCGGGAGACGAGAGCCCCCGACCCAAAGCUCUUCAUGCGAAUCAAAUCUUCGGGAGGUUCAGCACAGCGAGUGGGCGCUUCGUUGGCGAGCCGCUCGACAGCACUGCAGAUGUCAGUCCUCAACAUCUCAUACCAGUUGAGGUAGAUUGAUGCAUUGCAUAUUGACCAAGUAGAUUCAAUCUGAAUUCUCAUGCCCGUCCACGCCGGGUGCCAAUGACACAGACAUCGACAAUGGAUCUGAUUUCUUAUGCUAAUUUCCUCAAUUACUUGCAAGUUGCCGUCCAGAAGAAGAUCACGUGACUGCACAGCAUCAUUUCCCUCUGAUGGCUCGUACCCGCCACUGAUCGGUUCGCAAUCCGCUUCUUUUUCUCGAGGACUCACCUGGAUGUUCUUGCACGAUAUCAACUGCCUGCCGUCCAUCUCUGGAGCCAUGCACACGCGUCCCCGACGGCCUUCGUUCUAUCCCAAUCUCUGGCCUCCGCCUGUCACGCACAUUGCACGUGGCAAUUAAAGCAACGCCCCGGUCGGGAGGAAGGAACGGGGAAAGAUCAUAUGCUGCUCGGACACUCUCAUGAGGAGGACCCACGCUGCCCGGAAAACGUCGUCCACCGCCUCUCCCGCGACACCCGACAAUCAAUCAUCGCGUCGGACUUUCGGUAGCGCCGAUGUCGAUGCGCCAGCACUGCCCCACACGCCAAUGGGUCCCGCAGUGGAUUGCAUGGUGAUUGCUGAUGACACGUUCUACAUGGAACGGCGUUUGACUCCGGGCUUGACUCGCUGGGCCUUCGUCUCACCCAGCCACACUGCCCGGAUGUGCCGGUGCUUUUCUAGACAGGCGGCGUGCGCGUGGCACGGAUGAGCCGGGAAACCCGUGCAGUGCGUGAAGAAGCUGUUGGACUACCACUCCCUUUGCGGGCGCGUAUACAUAUGCUCUGGUCUUGUGCACUAGUGCCGGAUCUUGUUACUGCCGCUCCCCUCCCUUCUGGGUCGAAUGUGCGUCCUUCUGUUAGCCUCCCUCGUGGUCCUCCACCGCGAAGCUGAUCAGGGUGGCUGAUAUGAUUGCAGCGCGGCGGAGUCUGUUCUUCGAAGUCAGGCGCAUAUACCCACAGUCACCUACACUCUACACACGCACGUCCUGGCCAUGAAACGGUCGCUGAGGUCUCCACACCAGCCACUGGCAACCCACAGCGACAACGCGACGGCAUUCGAGUACACCGAGAAGACCGCCGACCCGAUCAUCCCGAAACGAGAAGCCGCCGGGGCGCUCUUCGAGGACCGUGUCAUGAAGAUGCUCGCCCGAGCGCAAUCGGAGGUGGAUCGGAUGAAACAGGCGCGGCUGCGCAUCGAGCGCUGCAACGCUCUAAUGCCCCGUCGCUGGGCUCACACAGCCCUUCCCCCGCCGCCGGCGUUGUUCUUUGGCCGGGACCGCGAGCUCAACGCUCUCGUCGACGCGGUCGCGACUUCGACGACUGGAUCCACCCCAUCGUGCUGCUUGGGUGUCGUCGGCGAAGCCGGGAUCGGCAAGACGACCCUGGCGCAAGCCCUGGUCCACCACCCGAGGACGUGUGCGCUGUUCUCAGACCGGCGUUACUGGAUCACGGCGGGACACGCGACUGUGUUCGCUGCCGUGGAUAACGUCAUCGAGGAAGGACUAGGUCCGGGACGAGCGCUUGUGGUCAUCGAUGAUUACGAUCCUGCGCGGGACAGCGAUACCCUCCUCCGGCGCUUGAUGGGGCUACCAGCGGUGCUGCUGCUGCUUCUCUCCGGCGUCUCUUCUCCUCAUGUCAGCUGCUAUCCUUCCAUGACUCUCUCGCCGCUGUCGCUGGAGAAUGCGCGCCAGCUGUUCCGCGCCGUCGCGGAUCUCGGCUGUGAUGCGCCGGGAGAUAUGGUUGAUGCGGUGAUCAGGCCGUCGCAGGGGCUGCCCCGGGUGUUAGUCGAGCUUGGGCAGAGAGCGCAGUACGAGCCGCUGGAGUUUAUGCUUAUGGAAUCGUGAUGACAAGGACGAAAGGCUGGUUAAGCCCAAACACGGGUGCUGUGCCAAUGACGUGUAUCAUCUGCUCUGGCAGAGCGUAAUGCUAAACCGAUGGAUAUCUCGGCCUAGUUCUAUUAAGAAUCUUCUGAAAGACAAAGACACGCAGUGUAACGGGAGUGAAGAAGCUGGCUCGUCUGGACAAAGCAGGCAUCACCUGAGAACUCGGAAAAUAUGGGGCAGCGAUGAGAAAUGAAUGGCCUGGGUUUACAUGUGCAAUGUCGCAGAACAAUAGAGACCGUCUUCUACAAAUAUCGCCGCAAGGAGCGUAACGCUGAUGCAUGUUUUCUGGUGGGCUUCGGUAUCAGUUAUCGCUCAUGAGUCUAGGCGCUGAUGGGGAUUGAGCAAGCGGUCCGUCCUGCAAAGCCGUGAAUUCUAAUCAAUUUCAUCUCAUUUCUACCCUCCAUGACUGAAAAAUAAUGUACAUAUGUUGCAAGAUAUCCAAUCAUUCAUACUCACACGAAAUAAUAUCCCCACUCUCAAU
Mycena citricolor is the source of this 2547-nucleotide messenger RNA. NCBI's taxonomy places the organism in Eukaryota, Fungi, Basidiomycota, Agaricomycetes, Agaricales, Mycenaceae. The record is from the annotation of a GenBank genome assembly.